AUGCUCGCAGCCGGGAUCUUCCGUCCGACUCUGCUGCUCUGCUGGCUGGCCGGCCCCCGGCCCGCCCGGCCCGAAACCCUCUUCCACAGCCGGGACCACUCGGACCUGGAGCCGUCGUCCCCCCUGCGCCAGGCCAAGCCCAUCGCUGACAUCCCCGCUGCCCAGCGGUUCCUGUCCAGAUACGGAUGGUCGGGGGCACAGGCUGCCUGGGGUCCCAGCCUUGGAGGGCCACCAGAGGCCACCCCGGGCGCCGCCUUGGCCGAGGCCGUGCGCAGGUUCCAGCAGGCGAACAGACUGCCAGCCAGUGGGGAGCUGGACGCCGCCACUCUGGCGGCCAUGAACAGGCCACGCUGUGGGGUCCCCGACACACGGCUGCCCCCCCCGGCCGCCCAGACCCCGCCGCCCCCAGGCCUGCUCCACAGGGCCCGACCCAAACGCUUCCUGCAAAUGCUGCUGCCCGGGCCGGGCCGGCAGCCAGAAGGCUCCCUGGACGGUGGGGCCACCAGGGCCUUCUCCAAAAGAGUCCUGACCUGGAGGUUGGUGGGCGAGGCCUUCAGCAGCCAGCUGUCCGUGGCGGAGCAGAGAUACAUCUUCCGACUGGCCUUCAGGAUGUGGAGCGAGGUGACGCCGCUGGACUUCCAGGAGGACCUCACAGCCCCCGGGGCCGUGGUCGACAUCAAACUGGGCUUUGGGAGAGGCCGGCACCUGGGCUGUCCACGGGUUUUCGACGGGGGCGGCCAGGAGUUCGCCCACGCCUGGCGCCUGGGCGACAUCCACUUCGACGACGACGAGCACUUCACGCCCCCCAGCAGCGACAUGGGCAUCAGCCUCCUCAAGGUGGCCGUCCAUGAAAUCGGCCACGUCCUGGGCCUGCCUCACACCUACAGGACGGGCUCCAUAAUGCAGCCGAAUUAUGCUCCCCAGGAAACUGCGUUUGAGCUGGACUGGUCAGACCGAAAAGCCAUUCAGAGGCUGUACGGUUCGUGCGAAGGAUCGUUUGACACUGCCUUUGACUGGAUCCGCAAAGAGCGAACCCCAUAUGGAGAAGUGGUGGUGAGAUUCAGCACGUAUUUCUUCCGCAAGAGCUGGUACUGGCUCUAUGAAAAUCGGCACAACAGGACACGCUACGGGGACCCCAUCCAAAUCCUCAUCGGCUGGCGCGGGAUCCCAACACAAAACAUAGACGCCUUCGUCCACAUCUGGACGUGGAAAAGAGAUGUGCGUUAUUUUUUUAAAGGAAACCAAUACUGGAGCUAUGACAGUGAAGAGGACCAGGCCCACACAGCAGAUGAACGAGGAAGACGCUACCCCCGACUGAUUUCGGAAGGCUUUCCCGGCGUCCCGAGCCCCCUGGACACGGCCUUUUUUGAACGAAGGCAGCAGCUAAUCUACUUCUUCCAGGAGUCGCUUGUAUUUGCAUUUGAUGUCAACAGAAAUCGACUACUUAGUUCUUACCCGAAGAAGAUUACUAAAGUUUUUCCAGCAAUAGUACCACAAAACCAUCCUUUCAGAAAUAUAGAUUCCGCUUACUACUCCUAUGCACACAACUCUGUCUUCUUUUUCAAAGGCAAUGCGUACUGGAAAGUAGUUAAUGACAAGGACAAACAACGGAAUUCUUGGCUUCCUUCUAAUGGCUUAUUUCCAAAGAAGUCUAUUUCAGAGAAGUGGUUUGACGUUUGUGAUGUCCAUAUGUCCACACUGAACAUGUAA
Carlito syrichta (Philippine tarsier) is the source of this 1710-nucleotide messenger RNA. It is a transcript of the gene MMP21, whose product is annotated as matrix metallopeptidase 21. NCBI's taxonomy places the organism in Eukaryota, Metazoa, Chordata, Mammalia, Primates, Tarsiidae. Gene Ontology annotation, molecular function: metalloendopeptidase activity; zinc ion binding. The transcript has 7 exons. The record is from RefSeq and is a predicted model, not a curated record. Gene Ontology annotation, biological process: proteolysis; collagen catabolic process; extracellular matrix organization. Gene Ontology annotation, cellular component: extracellular matrix. The coding region runs from base 1 to 1710 and encodes 569 amino acids.